AUGAGCAGAUUGUUAGAUGAGGAACUGAUUGAUGCAGCACAGGAUGUGUGUUAUCCUGAUUGGGAAAGAGAGGACAGUAUCCUUCAACUACGAGAAGGGUUAAGACAAAUAUAUGAGGAUGAUACUGAAGAUUCAGUAUUUGGCUCUGUUUUUGGCAAUGUAAGCUGUUUUGAACAACCAAAGACUAAGAAACUAACGAAUAGGGAUUUUAUGAGUUCACCAAUACUCAGGAAACAUAAAGAUCGGGGUUAUGUUGACAAUGGUAGCGAUGAUGAGGAGGAAAAUAAUAUAAUCUUAACAAUGUUUCCCAAAGAAGAGAAACUUGUAACCGAGACAUACGUUCUAUUAGGCCAGGUCUAUGAUGAGUGUAAUGUUAUUGAUCAGAAGAUUGAAAGAAGCUCUUCACGAUUCAGUACUGGUACUCCUGAUAUAGCAGAUAAAGAAAAUGUUGUAAAUGAACCAAUAACUGAUGACGCUGCCGUUCAAGUUGAGCAGCCAGUGACAAUUCGAUCUCCUCUGAAGCAAAAGGCUCAAGCUAAUAAAUGUCUUCGCAAAGUGAUUUGUCCUGAACCAGGCAGAAGCCUCUUACGGCAUGAUCCAGUUAAGAUGAUCCAGAUAUACAAAGAGGAAUGGAAGAGAAAACCAACGCCUGAAGAGCAGAAAAGAUUGGAGCUAAGAUGGAAGGUUCGCGAGCACAUGCUACGUCGGGAUUUCCCAAAGAAGUUCCCUGGUGGAGGUAUUGCUAAGCAUGACAAGGACUGGUCUCCAAGACCCUAUAUGAACUGA
Molecule: messenger RNA, 786 nt
Organism: Auanema sp. JU1783
Lineage: Eukaryota; Metazoa; Nematoda; Chromadorea; Rhabditida; Rhabditidae
Source: the annotation of a GenBank genome assembly